Molecule: messenger RNA, 1101 nt
Organism: Talaromyces rugulosus
Lineage: Eukaryota; Fungi; Ascomycota; Eurotiomycetes; Eurotiales; Trichocomaceae
Exons: 1
Coding region: 1-1101 (366 amino acids)
Cellular component (GO): nucleus
Source: RefSeq, a predicted model, not a curated record
AUGACUUCGAAGCAACAAACAUCCUCCUCAUCGUCAUCGCUCUAUGGCAUCCAACGUUCCAAACAAAGCGCUACUAGCCAAAAGGAUCUCUCUUCAUCCUCGACCCUCGCCUUCACGACCCAUCUCUCGUCACUAAUCUCCAAAGAUGCGACAUCCACAUCCCAGUCUUCUUCUAGUCGCGGACGACGCAGUCGCCCGUCCAAAGACUCCAAACCAGACAUAUUCGCCGUCCACAACAAAGGCGCCCUAAAACGCGCGGCAGCCGACGAGGCAGAAGACGUGCACGGCGUUCGACAACAACAUCAACAAGCACACCAAAACUCCGACGCAGUCGGCCAGGUCGAUGCAGCAACACUUCAGCGCUCAAAACGGCGCAUGGAAGAGAAAGCGCAUAUUUACGAAGAUCUGAAAAAGGGAUAUCAUCUCGCCGAGGGGGAAAGCAGCGAUGAUGACGAUAUGGCUGAUGGUAGUAGUGAUGCUCGCAUGCGUCGGAGAGAGAAGAAUGCGCUUGUAGAUUUUGACCGCAAAUGGGCCGAACAAGAGCACAAUGGCGAUGAUGACGACGACGAAGAAACCAGAUCAAUGGUCGACUACGAAGACGAAUUUGGCCGAACACGCCAGGGAACAAAAGCCGAAGCCGCGCAGGCCGCACGAGCAAGACGAAGCCAACAACAACUCGAAGGCGAAGAAGGAAAAGAUGCAUCUCGACCCGCACGCCCAUCGAACCUAAUCCACGGCGAAGCCAUACAAUCGCACGCAUUCAACCCGGAUGCCGCCAUGGCCUCGCAAAUGGCGUUUCUGGCUGCCCGGCGUGACCGCUCACCGACACCGCCAGAACAGGCACACUACGAUGCCGAGGCUGAAGUGCGGACGCGCGGGACGGGGUUUUACAAGUUUUCGGCAGAUGAAAAGACACGCGAGAAGGAGAUGGAGGAACUGCUCAGCACGCGCAGGGAAACGGAGCGAGAGCGCGAGAUACGUGGCGAGCGCAGGGCUGAACGGGAUCGGAUCAAGGAGGAGCGGAAGAGGAAAGUGCAGGAGUUGCGGAGCAGGCAUCAUGCAGAGCGUUUUCUCAAGGGCUUGAGCGUUGACCUGGGCUGA